This is a messenger RNA of Pygocentrus nattereri (red-bellied piranha), 978 nucleotides long. Its product is annotated as odorant receptor 131-2-like. The transcript has a single exon. NCBI's taxonomy places the organism in Eukaryota, Metazoa, Chordata, Actinopteri, Characiformes, Serrasalmidae. Gene Ontology annotation, molecular function: G protein-coupled receptor activity. Gene Ontology annotation, biological process: G protein-coupled receptor signaling pathway. The record is from RefSeq and is a predicted model, not a curated record. The coding region runs from base 1 to 978 and encodes 325 amino acids. Gene Ontology annotation, cellular component: membrane.
AUGUGCACAGCAGAGUGUAACAGCAGUCAGACUACGAACAGCAGCAGUCACCAGUUGCAACUGGUCAGUUCUGUCCCAUUGCGGAAGGAUUUGUCCCUGGCCAUGACUCAGAUUUUUGUGUGGCCUUUUGUUUACAUCAACUUCCUCAUGCUUUUCACCUUCUACAGCAAACAGUCCUUCAGAACUGAGACACGUUACAUACUGUUCGCCCACACCUUACUGACUGAUGUGAUUUUUCUUAUACUGACAGAUUUAGUGGUCAUUCUCUCCUACAGCUCUGUGCUGAUGCCGAUGGCAUUCUGUAUUCCAUUAUGCAUGCUCAUGGAGACGGUCUCAUCAUGCACACCUCUAACCAUCACUGCAAUGUGUGUGGAGCGCUAUGUGGCCAUCUGCAUGCCACUGAGACACAGUGCUAUAUCCACCACCAGCAGAACUCUUACUGCUAUCCUUAUCAUCUGGAUCAUAAGCUCCAUAAAGCCAUUUGUGGAUGUGUUUAUCCUUGUUGCAACAGUCUCAAAGGAAUAUUUUUUAGAGCCUACCUUCUGCCAUUAUGAGAUCAUGACGCCAGAGCAAUGGCACCGUUUAAUGAGAGGAAUUUUGUACAUUAUUUCUUUUAGCAUAAUUUUAUUCAUUGAGUUCUUUUGCUAUUUGAUGAUUGUGCUCGCUGCCCGGGCGGCCUCUGUUGACAAGAAGUCAGCAGGCAAAGGUCUGCGCACCAUCUCACUGCAUAUGCUUCAGCUUAUCCUUUGCACAAUUGAGAUUAUUUGUCCCUACAUUGAAGCAGUAGUCAUACAGAUAGAUAUUGAGUUAUAUCUGUCAGUCCGCUCUUUCAACUUUUUCACAUUUAAUGUCAUUGCCAGGGCUGUCAGUCCACUUGUCUAUGGACUAAGAGAUGAGAAAUUUUAUGCUGCGCUCUCAUACUAUGUCAGAUGUAGACAAAAUCACAUCUCCUCUGAAAACAGAGAACCAGAUCCAUAA